Pezoporus occidentalis (night parrot) is the source of this 1728-nucleotide messenger RNA. It is a transcript of the gene CX3CR1, whose product is annotated as C-X3-C motif chemokine receptor 1. The record is from RefSeq and is a predicted model, not a curated record. The transcript is spliced from 3 exons. Lineage: Eukaryota; Metazoa; Chordata; Aves; Psittaciformes; Psittacidae. Bases 218 to 1282 code for a protein of 354 amino acids. Gene Ontology annotation, molecular function: C-C chemokine binding; C-C chemokine receptor activity. Gene Ontology annotation, cellular component: membrane; external side of plasma membrane. Gene Ontology annotation, biological process: calcium-mediated signaling; positive regulation of cytosolic calcium ion concentration; cell chemotaxis.
CAGGAAGCUGCCCUGCCAAACUUCACAUGUUUCAUAGGGUAGGCAUCAGCUCUAAAGAGGAAAUAUACAUUUAAACCCAAACAGGCUCCGCUUGAAGAAAACAUUGGUUUUCACUGCAGCUAUGAAUUAAGAGAAAACAAAAGGAAUUUGAAUGCUGCUUAAGAAGGACAGGCCUGGGAAAAAGGACUCCUGAGGAACAGCAGCCAGAAGAUUCAGCAUGACGGAAGCAUUCACAGGAACAACGGCCGAAUACGCUUACGACGAACAAGCUUUUUCCUGCAAUAAGACUGACAUCCAAGAGUUUGGGAAAAUAUUCCUGCCAAUAUUCUACAUUGCAGUGUUUGCUCUCGGCCUCACAGGGAACCUCAUGGUGGUUUUUGCCAUUGUGAAAGAAGGCAGCAAGAAAAGCAUCACUGACAUCUAUCUACUGAACUUGACUAUCUCGGACCUUCUCUUCGUGAUCUCCCUCCCCUUCUGGGCCUCCAACACGGUGCGUGGAUGGACCCUCGGGACUGUUCCAUGCACGGCUGUUUCCUCACUGUAUUACAUUGGUUUCUUUGGGGGCAUGUUCUUUAUCACCGUUAUCAGUAUUGACAGGUACUUGGCCAUUGUCCGGGCGACGUAUUCUCUGCAAUUCAGAACAGUGAAGCAUGGCUUCCUUAUAAGCUGUGCAGUGUGGGCAAUAGCUCUUCUAGUUUCAGUGCCACAGUUUGUGUUCUCCCAGCUGGUAGAAAACGACUGCAUUUCUAUCUACCCCCAGGAGCUGGAGAACAUCUGGCCAGUGUUCUGCAAUGUGGAGCUGAACACCCUUGGGUUUUUCAUCCCGGUCUGUAUCAUUUGCUAUUGCUACUGUGGGAUCAUCAGAACCCUGCUGUCCUGCAAGAACCAGAAAAAAGCACGGGCUGUAAAGCUGGUCUUGGUCGUGGUGGUGGUGUUUUUUCUGUUUUGGUCCCCCUACAACGUCCUGAUUUUUCUAGAGACUUUAAGGCACUAUGAGGUAUUCACAAGUUGCAACCAAAUUAAAUCCCUGGACUACGCAAUGCACCUGACUGAAACCAUCGCGUUCAGCCACUGCUGUCUCAAUCCUUUUAUCUAUGCCUUUGCUGGGGAAAAAUUCAGGAAAUACCUUCAUCGUGUCUGCUUAAAGUACUGCCCAUUCCUGUGCUUCUGUGGGCCCUGCAGCCGCUACCAGCUCACCCCUUCCGCCAGCUAUGCAGAAAGCACUGUCAACAGCAACAUAACCCUCAACACCAGCGACCAGGAUGGCUCUGUCUUCGUCUGAAAGGCUCUGUGGAGAAGACAUGUGUGUGAAUACAUCAUCUGCAGGGCCAGCCACCUCUGAGAGCUGUCAUUACCCGUAUGAAGAGGCUCAACGGCUGCACUGAAUCACUGACGUGCCUCUUGUUAAGCAUUAGAAGUUCUAAACCAGUGAAGAUUUUAAGAACCAAAGCAGUACAACAUGUCAAGGCUGAAUGUGGAAUUGAAUUGAGAGAGAGCAAGGGGGAAGGUGGAGCAAAAGCAGCACUCUUGGCCUGGCGUGGGAGUUGGAGAAGAAUUUAAGGAGAGGGAAGCUGUUGAGUAGUUUCAUCAUUAAAACUUGCACAUGUGCCGGUGUAUGAACAUGGGGUACAAAUGUACAUAGACCUCAACUCAGUUUUUGAGGGACUGGAGAUCUGUUUAAUGAAUGGUAGCUGACUGUUAGCAAGGGUAAUGGUUUUGAUAUUUAAG